GAUGAACUAGACCCUAUGGAUCCUGCAGCUUAUUCUGAAGCACCAAGAGGUACAUGGAGCAGUGGUUUAGAUCAACGAGGCUCUGCUAAAACUGGUGUGGAUGCUACAGCAGCUGGUCCAUUAUUUCAACAGAGACCGUAUCCUAGUCCUGGAGCUGUUCUAAGAGCCAACAAACAAAUG
Messenger RNA from Lottia gigantea (owl limpet), 180 nucleotides. RefSeq lists its product as hypothetical. The record is from RefSeq and is a predicted model, not a curated record. Gene Ontology annotation, molecular function: ribonucleoprotein complex binding. NCBI's taxonomy places the organism in Eukaryota, Metazoa, Mollusca, Gastropoda, Lottiidae. Gene Ontology annotation, cellular component: cytoplasm; nuclear body. Gene Ontology annotation, biological process: alternative mRNA splicing, via spliceosome. The annotation marks the transcript as partial. The transcript is spliced from 2 exons.